This is a messenger RNA of Choloepus didactylus (southern two-toed sloth), 10857 nucleotides long. RefSeq names its product protein phosphatase 1 regulatory subunit 9A (gene PPP1R9A). Gene Ontology annotation, biological process: calcium-mediated signaling; neuron projection development; actin filament organization. NCBI's taxonomy places the organism in Eukaryota, Metazoa, Chordata, Mammalia, Pilosa, Megalonychidae. The coding region runs from base 654 to 4745 and encodes 1363 amino acids. Gene Ontology annotation, molecular function: actin filament binding. Gene Ontology annotation, cellular component: cytoplasm; dendrite; actin cytoskeleton. The record is from RefSeq and is a predicted model, not a curated record. The transcript is spliced from 22 exons.
GUUACCCUGGGCCUUCCUCACCCCCACGGCCUGUCCUUCAUUACAUCCAUCCUUCCUGGGUCGUCGCGGGUGGCCGCACGUGGCGAAGCCCCUUCCCCAGCCGGCACCCCCCACCCUGGCCGGCCCGUGUGCGCGAGCGCGACGGUGCCCGGGCCGCCGCCCGUCCGCAAUGGCGUUGGGGAGCAUAACGCGCCUCCCGGGGCCGCCUGCCGCCUGCAGGGCUCACGUGGGGGCCGAAGCGCAAGUGGAAGCGGCCGCCACCGCCGCCCUCGGCGCUGCACCGUGAGGAGCGGGUGGCGGGGCACCCAGCGGGACGGCGCGGAGUCUAGCCGCGGCCACUGUGGGGCUGAGGGGCACCUCCUAGGAGGGGGUGGGAGCCGCGGCGGCCCGACCCUCCUCGCCAGCGGUGGCUCCCGCUCGGAUGAACCUGUAGUCUUGCUUUGAAAAAGCCAUUUUGUGUAACUCUUGACUGUGAAUAAUUUCUUAAUACACCUGUUGGGACGAUCACUGACAGAGUAUGCCAUUUGAGAGGUACUUUUUCUUGACCAAAUACUGGUGAUUAGAGAAGAAAGUGCUUUUUUUAUUAUUAUUAUUAUUUGUUUGUUUUCUUUUUAAAUCAUUAUGAACAUUGGCUUUUCAUCCCUGGAGUAAAAAUGUUGAAAACAGAGUCUUCAGGUGAACGAACCACUCUCAGAAGUGCCUCUCCUCAUAGAAAUGCAUAUAGAACUGAGUUCCAGGCCCUGAAAAGUACCUUUGACAAACCCAAGUCAGAUGGGGAACAAAAACCAAAAGAAGGCGAUGGCUCACAGCAGAGCAGGGGGAGGAAAUAUGGCUCUAAUGUCAAUAGAAUUAAAAACUUAUUUAUGCAGAUGGGUAUGGAACCCAAUGAAAAUGCUGCAGUCAUUGCCAAAACAAGGGCGAAAGGUGGAUCUUCAUCUCCUCAGAGAAGGAUGAAGCCUAAAGAAUUUCUGGAGAAAACAGAUGGCUCAGUGGUCAAGUUGGAGUCCUCUGUCUCAGAACGAAUUAGUAGAUUUGACACAAUGUAUGAUGGCCCUUCAUAUUCUAAGUUCACAGAAACUCGGAAGAUGUUUGAGAGAAGUGUACAUGAAUCAGGACAAAACAACCGCUAUUCCCCAAAGAAAGAGAAAGCUGGAGGGAGUGAACCUCAGGAUGAAUGGGGUGGUUCCAAGUCCAACAGAGGCAGUACUGAUUCCUUGGAUAGCCUUAGCUCUCGGACAGAUGCUGUCUCCCCCACUGUGAGUCAACUGAGUGCAGUAUUUGAGAAUACAGACUCCCCCAGUGCCACUGUGUCAGAGAAGGCUGAAAACAGUGAAAAAUACUCAGUUACUGGGCAUUAUCCACUGAAUUUGUCACCUACAGUUACGAUUCUUGACACUUUUGGUCACCUUAAGGAUUCUAAUUCUUGGUCUCCUUCAAAGAAACAAGGUACUAAUGCAGAGGAUGCUCAGAAGAGCAAUACAACUCCAGGAACAGAAGUGGCUUCUAAAAGUACCUCUCUAGCUUCAAUGCCUAGUGAAGACAUACAGCAGAGCAAGGAAACUGAGGUCUCAACUUCUAACCAAGAGACUCCUGACAGUAUUGGCAAAGACAUCCCUAAAGAAUCUUUUGCAGAAAAUAAGGCAUCAUUAGAGUCUGAAAUCCCUUCGCCACAAAAUGAACCUUUAGGAGAUGCUGAAGCUAAUUUAGUUGGGAGUGAGGCAGCAAAGCAACAGAGAAAAGAACUUGCAGGUGGUGAUUUCACCUCUGGUGAUAUUUCUGGAUCCAGUUAUGGAAAGGAAGUACCUGAAGAUUCAAAUAAUUUUGAGAGUUCCCAUGUUUACAUGCACAGUGACUAUAAUGUAUACAGGGUAAGAUCCAGGUAUAAUUCAGACUGGGGAGAGACAGGCACUGAACAGGGUGAGCAGGAGGAUAGUGAUGAAAACAAUUACUAUCAACCUGAUAUGGAAUACUCAGAAAUUGUUGGAUUGCCAGAAGAAGAAGAUAUCCCAGCAAAUAGAAAAAUUAAGUUUAGUAGUGCUCCAAUUAAGGUUUUCAACACAUACUCCAAUGAAGACUAUGACCGAAGAAAUGAUGAAGUUGACCCUGUGGCUGCUUCAGCUGAGUAUGAACUUGAAAAGCGUGUAGAAAAACUGGAACUUUUCCCAGUGGAACUAGAGAAAGAUGAGGAUGGACUUGGUAUAAGUAUUAUUGGAAUGGGUGUUGGAGCAGAUGCUGGACUUGAAAAGCUUGGAAUAUUUGUCAAGACAGUGACGGAAGGUGGUGCUGCUCAGCGAGAUGGCAGAAUACAAGUCAAUGACCAGAUUGUGGAAGUGGAUGGAAUCAGCUUGGUGGGUGUUACACAGAAUUUUGCUGCAACUGUUCUCAGAAACACCAAAGGCAACGUGAGAUUCAUUAUUGGGCGAGAAAAGCCAGGACAAGUGAGCGAGGUUGCCCAGUUGAUAAGCCAGACCCUCGAACAAGAAAGACGCCAGAGAGAGCUGCUCGAGCAGCACUAUGCCCAGUAUGAUGCUGAUGACGAUGAGAACACUGUGACUGAAUUGCAAGGAGUCUCUGGAAACUGCAAUAACAAUAACAACUAUUUCCUUAAGACAGGGGAAUAUGCCACAGAUGAGGAGGAGGACGAGGUAGGACCUGUUCUUCCUGGCAGUGAUAUGGCCAUUGAAGUCUUUGAGCUGCCUGAGAAUGAGGACAUGUUUUCCCCAUCAGACCUGGACACAAGCAAGCUUAGUCACAAAUUCAAAGAGUUGCAAAUCAAGCAUGCAGUAACUGAAGCUGAGAUUCAAAAAUUGAAGAGCAAGCUGCAAGCAGCAGAAAAUGAGAAAGUGAGAUGGGAACUAGAGAAAAACCAACUCCAACAGAACAUAGAAGAGAAUAAAGAAAGAAUGGUGAAGUUGGAGAGCUACUGGAUUGAGGCUCAAACAUUAUGCCACACGGUGAAUGAACACCUCAAAGAAACUCAAAGCCAGUACCAAGCACUGGAAAAGAAAUACAACAAGGCAAAGAAAUUGAUAAAGGAUUUUCAACAAAAAGAACUUGAUUUCAUCAAAAGACAGGAAGCAGAAAGAAAGAAAAUAGAAGAUUUGGAAAAAGCUCAUCUUGUGGAAGUUCAAGGCUUACAAGUGCGGAUUAGAGAUUUGGAGGCUGAGGUGUUCAGACUACUGAAGCAAAAUGGGACCCAAGUUAACAAUAACAACAACAUUUUUGAGAGAAGAACAUCUCUUGGUGAAGUCCCUAAAGGAGAUACCAUGGAGAACUUGGAUGUCAAGCAGAUGACUUGUCAAGAUGGCUUAAGUCAAGACUUGAAUGAAGCAAUCCCAGAAACAGAGCGGCUGGAUUCAAAAGCACUGAAAACUCGAGCCCAGCUCUCUGUGAAGAACAAACGUCAGAGGCCCUCUAGGACAAGACUCUAUGACAGUGUCAGUUCAACAGAUGGGGAGGACAGUCUAGAGCGAAAGCCUUCAAACAGUUUCUAUAACCACUUGCAUAUUCCUAAAUCACUUCUGCCCAAGGGUUUGAGAACUUCUUCUCCAGAGUCAGAUUCUGGUACACCACCCCUCACCCCUGUGGCUAGCAGUGCACCUUUCUCAUCUGACCACAUAGCUGAAUUUCAAGAAGGACCACUGCACCCUGAAAGGGGGCCUUUCUCCUCUAUUUGGGGAGACACUUCACUCUCCUCUCCUUCAAAAUCUGAUCACAAUAUGGAAGAAUCUGCUUGCAACCAUCCAGCUACCACCAAGGAAAUAUUACAAGAAAAAGAUAAGAGAAACCACCUCUCCUUGUCCCCACUCCCAUUUUUUAUAGGUUUCAUACCAGAUGGUGCCAAAGUUCCCAAAUCACUAAGAUCAUCCAGUUCAUUGGUGGUGCAAGGAGGACAAGUUAAGCAGAAGUUUGUGGAUCUGGGGACACAUUUGCAAAAAAAUUCCAGCAAGGAAAAGAAAUGGAAAGAAAAGGAAAAAGAAGCCAAUAGGUUUUCUCCAGGUAGCAGGAUCUUCAGAAGCAAGCUGGAAAACUGGAAAUCCAAGCCAUCCUCCGCAGCUCAGGCUUCCAUUCUCUCGCCUUGCAUGCCUUUCUCAUGGUUUAAUGAAAACAGAAAAGGAUCCUAUUCCUUCAGGAACCUGCCUUCACCUACAAGUCCCCUUCAGCCUUCUUCUGAGACUCUAAUUUCAGAUAAACAGGGGUCCAAGAAUUUUACCUUCAAUGAUGACUUUAGUCCCAGCAGUACCAGUUCAGCAGACCUGAGUGGCCUCGGAGCAGAGCCCAGAACACCAGGGCUCUCUCAGUCCUUAGCACUGUCUUCAGAUGAGAGCCUGGAUAUGAUAGAUGACGAGAUCCUUGAUGAUGGACAGUCUCCCAAACACAGUCAGUGUCAGAAUCGGGCCGUUCAUGAAUGGAGUGUGCAGCAGGUUUCUCACUGGUUAAUGAGCCUAAAUCUGGAGCAGUAUGUAUCUGAAUUCAGUGCCCAAAACAUCACUGGAGAGCAACUCCUGCAGUUGGAUGGCAAUAAACUUAAGGCUCUUGGAAUGACAUCGCCCCAGGACCGAGCAGUUGUCAAAAAAAAACUCAAGGAAAUGAAGCUGUCUUUAGAGAAGGCUCGGAAGGCUCAAGAGAAAAUGGAAAAACAAAGAGAAAAGCUGAGGAAGAAGGAACAAGAGCAAAUGCAAAGGAAAUCCAAAAAGACAGAAAAGACUACUUCAGAUGUUACAGAGGGUAUUGGUGAGCAGUAACACACAAACAGCCCUGCAGGCAGUGGGGUGGGAGUGAGGGCCCAAGAGAAGCCCCCACCUUUUCCUGCCCUGCUCUGCUCCGGAGAAUGAAAAAACUGAGGACGGGGGUAAUGCUGCUCUAGGCAUAUUGAGGAACUGUGUACUGAGUAACUGCAUUUUCUGCAAUAAUUGAGUACACUUUUAAUUUUAACCUUUGGAAAUAAUCCCAAGCCACCUUUGGUUAAUUAACAAACCAGGGAUCUCAUCUGUGAGAGAUGCAAAGUAGCUGUGUUUCUCUCUUCUCUCAUUUACCAACAUCUUGUGUUGUGACGGGUGUGUUGUGUCACUUGGAGAACCAACGUGACCCCACCCAACAAGACCGUGAUCCCCCAGUGCUGUUAAUGGAGCACCAUGAAUUUUCAGUAUGAGAAACUGGGUAAUUACACAGAUAUGCAUGGCAAAAAGUAUCACUCUGCCAUGAGAUCUGGGAUCAAUACUUCUACGGCUAUGAAAUCUGCUCCCAUGAGUGGGAAAGGUUCCCCUUCAUCUCCGUGUCUGUACGGUGAGACAACAUCACCCUGGAAACGUAGUACUUUGCCACGUAACUGCUGUAGGAAAAGGCAAGUGAGCUGUUCUGCUUUGCUGGGCAUCAGAAAGACAGAAAAGAAUUACAUGUGUUUGUCAUUCCCAGAAGGAAGCAAAAGCCUUAAAAAUUUGGAUGUGUUCCAAGGGUAAAAUGUAUCCUCCAGAUACAGCUGAACAAAGAGAAAAUCAGACAUUAAUGUAGCCAUCGGGUAAUAGGAUCUCAGUGUACUUUGCUACUGCUCCAUGUUCAGUAUUUCAAUGGUACUGACACGCACAAUAUAGCCCUCACCCCCACCCCCAACAAAUUCUGACAAGUAAAUUGAUUUUUAAGGAAACCAGCAUUCUCGGUUUCCUCUCCUGGGGAACAUUCUGGCUGGCCUUCAGCCUUGCUAUGCCACAAUCAGGAACUCGUUACGUGUAUUCUGCUCAAGAUUUCCCAGGUGGGUUCAGUUAGUGUUUUAACAAAUGUACCUUUAAGAAAAAUAGAAAUACCAGUUAGAGAAAAUUUAGAUUUGAGUAACAUUCAACCAGAGAACCAAUUUUUUUGAGCACACAGAAUGUUCCGUAAAGGAGAGCUGUCAGUUACAAUUUAGAGAUAUUUUAAAUGGUUUCUAAGUCAUUAUUUUCUGUACUUUAGAAUUUCUACUUUUCAGUUAAAGUUUGUUUAAAGCAAUAUAUAAGAUACAGUUUGGCAGUGGAGGAGGUUAUAUUUAUUUUAAAACCAGUAUUAAGGAUUUCAGUAUUUCACCUAAUUUAUUCAAGUGCAGGAAACUGGGACAGAAGGAAGAAAAAAUAAACUCGAGAAAUUUCAAGUGAUGGGUUUUUGCUUUUUGUGCUCCUAUAUCUGGUUGUCUUUGAUACAUUGGCUCUAAAAGUGAGGUCAUCCAUUGACAUUUCCAAGUGACAAGUUUCAAAAUAAGACUUGAGGCAGUAUAAAUUCUUGGACAGGUAUCUUCCUUCACCAAAUAGGGGUCUCUGCUCUGUUCCUAGCACGGUCGAUACCUUCCACUGGGUGUGUUAUAUACACAGAGCUUGGAGAUUACAAAUAAGAGAUAAUUUUAGGGGGCUCUUACCCAUAUAGCCUCUUCUCACAUUUUAAACAUUGUGGGGUUUUUUGUGUUUGUUUUGUUUUGUUUUGUUGGCUUGUCUGAAUAUGUGAGUUCUGGAAUUAUCUAAACUAGAAAUUUAUAAUCCUGUCCUUUCUCCAAGGCCUGUUUUCUUUUCAGUGCCAGAGUAACAGAGCUAAGCUUCAGUUCUUUUGUUGUGAGGUACAGAUCAUUCUUUCAGUCCUCAGAAACGCUGACGUAAAGUAACAUUGAAUUUUACAGUUAUCAAAGCCCCAAAGUAAGUUUGUCUCUACAUUUGGGGUAUGAUGAUUAAACUGCCAUAUAGGAUAUCCUGUUUAAUAUCUUGAGAUGCCUGGUGCUUUGCUAUUUAUUAAUACCAGGAGAAACAAGAAACAUUAUUAAUGAACUACAAAAUUUGGCAAGCCUUUUCUAGUACUAAAAGACGAGUUUAGUCAAGAUCUGGUAAUACUAGUGUUUGCUAUUGUAAAUUUUUGCCCUUUUUUGCUUUUCUUUGAAGAAAAUGACCUGGAUCACACACUGGAAAUUUCAUUGUAUUCAUUUCAAGAGUGGAAAUAGAAGUUGGGUGAUUAUCUUAAGUUAUGUUUACAUUUUGGUAAUAUUUGAAAAUGGAUGUAUAUACUAGAAAUGUCUAUAGGUCUCUGUCUCUGCACAUAACUUAUGAUCUAUUAUAUUGCAUUUUCUUAAAUGUCUUAAAAGGGUUGUUGUUCUGCAUUAUAACGUUAUUUUUAAAUUUUCAAUGUUUAAAUCAAUGUCCAGCUGACAUUGUUGUAAAUCAAAUUCUUAUGUCUCAAGUCAUUUCGUUUAUAUUAUAAUUUUUGAUUUUCUUAAAGUUAAAUUAUAGUAAUUUUAGGUCUCAGUGAGUUAUGUUAACAUUGCUACAUAUAAUUGCUGAAUUUGUAAAAGGCACUUAAUUUGAUUGUCCAACAAAGCUAAGAUGUAAAUUGCACCAUAGAAGGAUAUGAAAAGAAAGUGAAGGAUCUCAGAUCUUAUGAGCAUUUUUUUUCCUAUUAUUUCUUUUGACUUUAAUGCAUGAUGCCUAAUUGGGUUCCAGUGUCUUGCACAACUCCUACUUUAAUGCUAGAAGCUUUUAGUCUCCAUAUAGUUCAACACAGAAUUAUUGGUUCAUGAAUCUUUGCAGUUUUUUUUUUUUAAUUGUCAGAAAAUGAAUAAAAAGGGGAUUUCUGGUCAUCAUGAGCUAUAUUCCUAAAUGACAGCUCGGUACGACACUAAGAACAGCCGAACGUCUUUCUGAGUUAGGUAAUGCUUUGGUUUGGGUAGUAGGGAGAGGAUGCAUGGGAAUCAAAACAGAGAACACUGUAUGCACUAAAUAUCUGGGUCAGGAUUUGCCAUUAAGAGACAUUAGUUUUCUAACAGGUUACUUGGUUUAAGACCCUCUCUUUUGAAGUAACUCACAGUUUAUGUAAUACUUUUCUCAUCCCUCUUUGCCUGAAUCAGAAGUUUACUUCUGGGUGAUAAGUCAGAAACCUAAUUUUGCCCUUUUUGACACACUGAUGAAGUCCACCUUUUGUUUUAUGACAAUAAAAUUGUUCGGCGUCUAGCAUUAUUUAGCUGGGGUUGACAUUGAUUCCCCACUGCCAGUAUCGCAUAAGCAUUUUUAACUCACAUCAGUUCCUGAUUGCAGUAUGACAGGUGCUGAUGCCAAACUCAACUUUCAGCAGAAGUGAAAUGGGAACAUCUGUAGUGUUACUCUGUUGUUUUUGUUGUUGGAAACAAAGUGGCAAGGGGACAAGAGAGGAACCAAAUUAACCCUUGCCACUUCCUGUGAUCCUACAAUCAUCUCUAGCCUAAAAUCUUAAAUUAGCCCAGGCCCAAGCUAGAAAAUGGUCAGAGGUUGUUUGAUCCAGUACCUCAGUUUUUAUGGUUUUCAGGUGAAGACAAAGUAUUCUUAUCUAGGGUUCUUUGUGCAAUAGGAUUUAACAUGAAGUUUAAAAAUGUGUAAAAGAAGGUAAAUGAAAUUUUGCAUUUAUAUGGAGAUUGUAACUUAUUUAUGUGUUAAAGUUUCUAUAGACCAAGCUUCAAGAGAAGAAACCUGAUUUUUAACGAUAGUGUUCAAUAAAGUUUAAAGUGAAUUUUCCCAACAAUUCUAAAAGAAUUGUCUAUACUUUUGAUAUGUUGUAGCCCCCACCCCCACCCCCUCACUUUUCACUGAGAUAUUUAAGAAAUACCAAAUUCCAUUUGAAUAACCAAAGGUACUGUUCCAGUAGAACUGCAGAUCAGGGGCAUUUCACUUCGGUGGAAAGUGGCCUCCAGGGUUCAUGUCACCUAGUUAAUGCUAAAACCUUAGUGCUUUUGAGAAGAAAAAGUAAAAUUUAUCUCUCUCCAAAUUUACCUUUAAUCAAAGAUCUAGCUGUACAGUAUUCUAAAGCUAAGCAUUUAAGGAUGAGGUUCAGAAUUAAAAUGUAUAUAUAUUCUACUAGGUUUUCAUUAUAAUGUGAAGGGGGGUUAAUUCUCAAAAGAAAUCAAUGUUGCAAGAAAUCUGAAUGUGUUUCAGUAAUUCACCCCUGAAAAUCAGCCUGGGUAUGUAGGCAGAUUUUGUUUGCAUCUGUCUUGGGUAUUUAAAGUCUCAGGAAAUUUAGUCUUGGUCCAAAACACUGGGGACAAAAUAACACCAGACAAAACAUGUUUGAAUAACUUGAAGUAGCAACUUGGAGUAGGCCCAACAGAAAAGUUAGAGGACAAAGAAAAAGCCUACGGAAUCAGUUUCCCCCUGGAAAAUGAAACCAUCAAAUUCUAUCUUACAGUAGACAAAGGGUCCCUGCAUGCCUGUGUGUGGGUAUUUGUGUGGGUGUGUCGAGGGGUUGGUUGUUACUUGAAGGCUCACAUAUGUGAGCAUGUGGAACAAGCAUAGCACAUGACCUGCUUCCAGAUCCUCAGAGGGAAAGGAAAGCAGCAUGAUGACUUCCAAUCUUUGGCCCUACCCGAACCUCAGAAUUGCUAGGAAUUCAAGGAUGAACAAGAGGUAAGGAAUAAGAGAAACAGACAAACUUGUUAAUAAUGUGCAUGCCACUUAUGUAGAUGUAUAGAACUACAUACGUGUGAAUAUAUCACCCACCAUGCGCACACACACACCAACACACACAGCAAUCACAUGACAUAAAAAAAGGAGGACUCUAUAUGGAGCUUGGAAAAAAAAAGAAAUACCGUAUUUGGAACUUGGUAAUGUCAGUUAUGACCCAGAGCUGUAGUCAUAGCCUUAUUGCUACUUUUUGUGUUGUGUAUACAUUGAAUGGCUCAUGAGAUUUUUAAAAGAUUUUUUUAAUGCAAGUAUUUCUACUAAAUGCACUUAUCCUUCUACAUGUUUAUAUAUUUUGGUAAAAUUGGUUCACUAAAUACUUGGUAUUUUAGAAAGAUAAAAUUUCUUCAAAUGUUUGGUUUAAUGCUUUGACAUCAAGAUUGCACAUUGCUGAGUUGGAGCUCAGAAGACGUUUAUGCAGCUUUGGGCAUUUUCAACUGCAGACUGUAGUUUUCUUGGCUAAAAAAUUGCACUUCUUUAUUCUUGUGCAUUUGCUCACACUUCUGAAAUGCGUAUGUGAUAGCUGUGAUGCCUAAAUCAUAAUUACUGGCUCUCUGAUGGCAGCGUUGCCAUCACCUGACCAUUUAUUUACUUCUUGUGUCCAGUGAUGGCAUGGUUAGAUUAUCGCCAAAAAUAAUGCAAAUGGAUGUGAGCAUGACUAUGUUGUUGGAAGGUGUACACUCCUAUUUUUUUCAGCUAUUUUAUUCAUAGACUCAGGUUUUCUGUUAAAGAUUUAAUCAUUCAUUCAUGAAAGAACAAUUGGCCAAAAAUAAAUUGCCUUAAAAUGUGAGAAUUAAGAGGCACUCCAGCUAGAUUAACACCUCCCAACAACAUCAAAUUUAGUUAGUGCUUAGUGAAAUCCUUAAAAUAUAUAUGUCGAUAUUUUCCUUAAUAUUAUUUGAUGUCAUAACUACUGUUUUUGUAUUUUUUAAUGGUAUUGCAAUUAAACCACUAGUUUACCUGCUACACGUUACUAACAAAAUUGGGCAGCUGGGGGGAAAAAGAGGAUGAAUUCCAUUCCACUGUCAGAAGUUGAUUUAUUUUCACUUUUCUUUAUAUAUCAAUAAAGGAAAAAGUUGUUUGAAAGUAAUUUUAAGUCCAGUAAGUAUGAGUAGCAUGUUAUCUGAAACUUUUAAUUUGUACAUUUUGAUGUCUCAUCAUUUGCAUGGAAGAGACAAUAGUGCCAUGUCAAAAUUGUUCUCUUGUGCUUGGUUAAUAUAUACUUCUCUAGAUUGUUCCGUUUCAAAUGACAUUCCUUCCUCUUUUGUUUUCAGAGGCAUUCAAAGCAAAAUAUCACAAAGGUCUCUUGUUUUCUGACCAAUCUAAAAAUACCUGUGAUUAAAUUUAAUUUGUCAGUGUAAAUAAAUUUCUUGCCAGUGAGUAUUAUUGUUGUUAGACAACGAAUGCAAUAAAAAAAAGAAAUACU